ACCACGCCAACGGCAGAGAAUAAGAGCGCCAAUGUCUCCCUUGUCGCAGUCUCGUUCUGCAGACCGUUCUCUUGCCUCCUCCACAGCUCCCGGAUAGCUUCACUCGCUUUUCCAUUUGCCUACAUCAUCGCAAUUGGCCCGGCCCCUCCAAGACGCAGCUACGCGCCCCGCCAAACCUCGGACAUGAUCCAGCACACCUCCUGCAGCUCGCCCACCAUGAGCGCCCCAAAGCUCAAGGAAGUCAACGUGUCGCUUCCGCGCAAGUUCGACACCCCCGACGAGCCAUGGCAUCGCUAUGUUACCGUCGACCUGCUCCACUAUGUGCUGGGCUACACCGUCUUCCAUCCCUUUGUGUCGUGCGUGCUCGUUCUAUGUUUGCGCGCGCAGUACACGGCGUGGCACGCGCUUGAGAUGCGCAUUGCAAUCGCAUGGGCCUUGCUCAUGUGCUCGGUUGGCAUCUUCAACAUCUUCAGCGACAGGCUCGCGUACGGUGCGCCGAGGGAGGUUGAUCUGAGCGAGGAGGUUAUUGUAGUCACGGGCGGCGUGGAAGGCUUGGGUGGCCUGCUAGCCGAGACGUACGGCAUGCGCAACGCCAACGUGGCUGUUUUGGACAUGAAGAAGGUAGACGACGAAGAGGCCGAGGAGAAGGGCGUGCUCUACUACCAGUGCGACGUGGGCGAUGCGAAGCAGGUCGAGGCGGCUGUUGCUGAGAUUGUGGAAGACCUCGGUGCCCCAACUAUCCUCAUCAACAACGCUGGCAUGGUCCGCGCAAAGUCGAUCCUCGAUUCCACCCCCGAAGAUGUCGAGCAGACCUUCCGCACAAACACCCUCUCGCACUUCAAUACCCUCCGCGCCGUUCUCCCUCAUAUGCUCCGCGAACGCCGCGGAACCAUCGUAACCGUCUCCUCAGUCCUCGGCCGCCUCGGCGCCGCCAAUCUUUCCUCCUACAGCGCCUCUAAAGCCGCGCUCCUCGCUCUCCACCAAUCUCUCCGCGCCGAGCUCUCCCAGAACCCAGAUGCCAAGGAGAUCAAGACCAUACUCGUCACGCCGGGCCAGAUGGGCACGAAGAUGUUCCAGAACCUCAAGACGCCGAGCAACUUCUUCGGUCCGGUCGUCUCCCCGGCUGAGGUCGCGAAGAGCAUAAUCGGACUGGUUGAGAAAGGCGAGAGCGGCGAGGUAGCGCUGCCGUUGUACGCAAAGUACACAGAGAGCCUGGGCGCGCUUCCAGUGGGCAUACAGGCGUUGUUGAGAAGGUGGAGCGCGAUGGACACUGCGGUCGAGAAGGCGGGCAUGGUUGAGAAGAAGCAGAAUUGAGGAGCUAUGAUACCCCGAUCAGGCAGGAGAAGGAGCUGGUGGAAAACGUUGGCGUCGAACGCGGACCAAGGUCAGGGGCCUGCGCAUGAUGAAUGUUUAUUGUAUAGUUGCUGUAUGCUGAAUCGCGGAAUGACGGGCUUUCGGCCUCGCCAACGAGAGGCUCAAUAGCCAUUCCAACCUUAUUUCUGUACGUUGUGUUGCGCCUGGUCACACUUGCACCGACGGGCCAUGUUGGUGCAACGC
Molecule: messenger RNA, 1557 nt
Organism: Paraphaeosphaeria sporulosa
Lineage: Eukaryota; Fungi; Ascomycota; Dothideomycetes; Pleosporales; Didymosphaeriaceae
Product: NAD(P)-binding protein
Exons: 3
Coding region: 184-1314 (376 amino acids)
Molecular function (GO): oxidoreductase activity, acting on the CH-OH group of donors, NAD or NADP as acceptor
Source: RefSeq, a predicted model, not a curated record